This is a messenger RNA of Teleopsis dalmanni, 1146 nucleotides long. RefSeq names its product zinc finger protein 853-like. Lineage: Eukaryota; Metazoa; Arthropoda; Insecta; Diptera; Diopsidae. Bases 1 to 1146 code for a protein of 381 amino acids. The record is from RefSeq and is a predicted model, not a curated record. The transcript has a single exon.
AUGCCAGUUAGAGGAACUCUAAAACCAUUCAAUCGAAACCAAGUCACAGAAGUUCAACAAAUGCUGCAAAUCCAACCAUGCGAACCAAAGCAAGAAUCACAAAAUAUUAGGCCCAUCAGAGGAAAUUCACAGAUAGAAGAAACACAACGACAAGUAAACCCAAAACUUACAAAGAAGAAUCCCGAAGUAUUUAAGCCAGCACGAGUUACACCAGAUCAGGAAAUAUUUCAUAGUCAAACGAAGCAAGUAUCAGUACACCAAACACCGCAACAUGUCACGUCGUUCAAAGAAAACUUAAAAUCGUUCAAUCAGGACCAAGCCACAGAAUUUAAACGUAUGCUCCAAAUCCAAGCGUGCAAACCACAGCAAGAUUCAAGACCCAACAAGCAAAAUCCCAAAGUAUCUAUACAACAGCGAGUCACACCAAACCGUGAAAUAGUAUCAGUUGAAAUACAAGAACUACAAAACCAGUUAAAACCAAUAUUUAUCAAAGAAAAUCUCGAAGUAUCUAAACAACAGCAAGUCACCCCAAAUCAUCAAAUAUUACAAGUUCAAACACAGAAAGCACAACGACAGAAAGAACCAAGCGUAAUCAAAGCGCAAAAACAAAAGAUUCAACGGCACAAAGAUCCAAGUCCUAGCAAGAAAAAUUCACAGGUAGUUAAUCAACCAAAAAGAAUCAAUCCAACGAGGAAUCACCAUAUAACACAAGUUAAAAUUCAAGAUACACAAGGAUGCGUAGAACAACAGCAAGUUCAAGAUAUUGAAACACAACAAGGUCAACAAAAGGUUACAGUCAGCGAAAAUCAUAACAAACGAGUUCGAUUGACUCAAGAAACCCCAAGUCCGACACAAUCAUUGCAACAAGUUUCAAUUAAACACGAUAGUCAACGAAAGCAAGAGUCACAAGAAGAAAAAGAUGAUUCCACACGUCCGAAGGAUAAGAUAGACAAUCCUCUGAUACAAGUACAGGAACUAAGCCUAGGAAUUCCAAAACCAUUCAGCACCCAAAAACUGCAGAAGCCGAUGAAUAACUUAGAUGUACUCCAGCAGAAGGAUUAUGAUCUUGUUAGUACAGACCAAGACAAAUUCUUCAAAGUAUUCAAGAGCCCAAAGAAACGGCACAGGAAUUAUGCAUGCAGGUAG